Messenger RNA from Leptopilina boulardi, 899 nucleotides. RefSeq names its product proteasome subunit alpha type-6-like. Gene Ontology annotation, biological process: ubiquitin-dependent protein catabolic process. Gene Ontology annotation, cellular component: nucleus; proteasome core complex; cytosol. Lineage: Eukaryota; Metazoa; Arthropoda; Insecta; Hymenoptera; Figitidae. The record is from RefSeq and is a predicted model, not a curated record. The coding region runs from base 93 to 833 and encodes 246 amino acids. The transcript has 5 exons.
UUAUAGUCUAUGAUUUUACAUGUAUUUGGGCAUUUCACAAGUCAUCAAACAAUAGUAAUUUUUAAACCACCAAAAACAAGUGUAUUUUUAAAAUGGCAAGAGCUAGUAGUGCUGGUUUUGAUAGGCAUAUUACUAUUUUUUCUCCUGAAGGACGUCUCUAUCAAGUUGAAUAUGCUUUUAAAGCAAUAAAUCAAGGAGGUCUUACCUCUGUUGCUGUAAAAGGAGUCGAUACUGCUGUUGUGGCCACACAAAAGAAAAUUCCGGACAAAUUGCUCGAUGCUCAAAGUGUAACUCACUUGUUUCAUAUUACUGAAUAUAUCGGCUGCUUGAUGACUGGAAUGAUUGCUGACAGUAAAUCUCAAGUUCAACGUGCUCGCUAUGAAGCUGCUAAUUUUAAAUAUAAGAACGAUUAUGAAAUGCCAGUCGAUUGCUUAUGUCGACGUGUAGCUGAUAUUAGUCAAGUUUAUACGCAAAAUGCAGAAAUGCGUCCUCUUGGGUGUUCUAUGAUUCUGAUAGCUUAUGAUGAGGAACAGGGGCCAUGCAUUUAUAAAGCAGAUCCUGCUGGAUACUUUUGUGGAUACAGAGCUGUUGCAGCUGGCUCUAAGCAAACUGAAGCUAAUUCUUAUCUCGAAAAGAAAUUAAAGAAAAAGCAAAGCUAUGAUCAUGAUGAAACUGUUCAAUUAGCUAUUACAUGUCUCUCUACAGUUUUGUCUGUAGAUUUUAAACCAUCUGAAAUUGAAGUCGGCGUUGUAACAAAGAAUAAUCCUAAAUUCCAUGUUCUUUCUGAGGCCGAAGUUGACAAACAUUUAACUGCCAUUGCUGAAAAGGAUUAAGUUUGGAUAUUUAUACUUUUCUUUUUUUUAAAUAUACGUUAUUCCUAAAUAAAUCCAAAUUUUAAA